Messenger RNA from Mytilus trossulus (common blue mussel), 5017 nucleotides. RefSeq names its product protein phosphatase 1H-like. The coding region runs from base 311 to 1693 and encodes 460 amino acids. Lineage: Eukaryota; Metazoa; Mollusca; Bivalvia; Mytilida; Mytilidae. The transcript has 12 exons. Gene Ontology annotation, molecular function: cation binding; protein serine/threonine phosphatase activity. Gene Ontology annotation, biological process: protein dephosphorylation. The record is from RefSeq and is a predicted model, not a curated record.
UUAGUGUUGAUUGAUUGUCAGAAGGAAGGAAAUCGAAAGUAGGCUUGUGCAUCAAACUUAUAUAUAAAUAAUACAGGAAAUCUUAUUGGUCAUUUGAUGUGGUAAACAACAGAAGUACACAUCCUUAUGUUGUCUAGGAUCUUUAUAAAGUAAUUUUCUCCAUGCUUGUUACAUAACAUACAACAACUCACUGACAAAUAUAAAAUUAAAUAGGUUAAAAAAGAAGGCGUCAAACCAAGGACUUAAAUAGAUAUAUACGUCCCUGGUCAAACGUAGAAGACUUUUAGUAAAUAAAUAUGAUUUGAUAACGAUGUGGGGGAAACUACAAGGUGCUAUUGACAGGUUUUCUAAGAUUGCACAACCUGGUGAAGAACAAGAAGCAACAAACAGUAAACCAAGAAAAUUCACUUAUGGCCGUCCUGAAUUCUUGCAACUUAAUGAUGAUGAAGUACAAGUUUGUCAAGAUAUCUAUACACGACCUAUUAUUGUUCCUAGAGAUGAAAUGCUGUUACUUAGGACAUCUGGAUAUGCUGAGGUUAUAAAUGGUGGAAAAAGUAAAUUAAAUGAAGACCAAUCUACAUCUAAACAAUUUUUUAUCAAGAAGAAAUCAGUAAGAAAUGGUGCAGCAUCCACAGAAAUUCCACUGGAACCAAUAACAGAUGGGGGACCAAUGAAUGAGAUUCCAGUGACCUACUUUGCAAUAUUUGAUGGACAUGCUGGCCCUGAUGCUGCAGUGAUGGCUUCUAAAUUGUUACAUAAACUUAUUGAGGAAAAGUUGAAUGGUGUAAAAGACUUUAUUUUUGAAAUAGCAGGUCCUACCAAAGGACAGCUUGGAGAUUCAAAGCACGAUUCAAAAUCCAUAUCUAUCCAUAGUUUAGUCAUUGGUGCACUGGAACAAUCUUUCAUUUCAAUGGACCAACAAAUAAUAGACGAGAAACAGAACUAUACAAUAUCAGGAGGUUGUGCUGUAAUUGUUGCUUUAUUUUUACUGGGUAAACUCUACAUUGCCAAUGCUGGGGAUUGCAGAGCAAUCUACUGUAACAAGAAAGUAACUGUACAGUUAUCCAAUGAUAUGACACCUCAUUAUGAAAGACAGAGGAUAAUGAUACAGGCCAUGACACGUCCAGAAUUAAUUGGAGAAGACUUCACUUACAACGAAUAUACAAGACGAAUAACCAGGAACGAUAUUGGGAAAAGAAUACUGUAUAGAGGGCCAAUGAUGACUGGAUGGUCUUACAAAGUAGCUGAUGAAGAUGAUUUGAAAGUCCCAUUAAUAUUUAAACUUGGAGGAAAGUCGAGACUUAUGCAGACCAUUGGUGUUUCUAGAGGUUUUGGGGACCAUGAUUUGAGAGUUUUCGAUUCAAGAAUAUAUUUAAAACCACUUUUGUCUGCUGUUCCAGAGGUAAAGGUAUUUGAUCUGAAAUCCAAUGUAGAAGAUGCUGUAUUAGUAAUGGCGUCUGAUGGAUUAUGGGAUGUUAUAACAACAGAAGAUGUGAGAACUACUGUAUAUAAUGUGUUGAAUCAGAGUAGGAAGGAUGAUCCUAAAAGAUUUAAUGCAGUUGCUCAAGAAUUAGUGAUGCAAGCCAGAGGUACCCCAAUCCAUGGAAUGAAUGGUUGGACUAAGAAAGAUGGAACUGCUGGAUCUUUUGAUGAUAUUACAGUAUUAGUUAUACCAUUGGGAGAUGGGGUGUAAUUUUUGUGCAAUCAAAUUUUUAUUGGACUGGAUGGAUAUUUGAUGUACAAUUGUGUAUCCAGGUGCAUAUAAAAUGAAAAAAUGUGUUCAUAUAAAGAUGUGAUGAAAGUCUAGUCAACAUGAGAAUCAAAACUUCCAUAGUAUUGCCCUACUGAAACUUGAUGUUCUAUAUUACCUUAAAAAUGUCUUGAUAAUUGUUUUAAUGUUUUCAUAUUUUAAGCAUUCCAAAUAAUUUGAUACUUUAAAUAAAGUCUUGUUCCCAAGGGUCUUAUAAGCAAGUAUACCUACAUAAAACUAAAGAAUGAUGAUAAUACUUGGUAUACAGUUGUAUGGUCAUUGGCAAUUCUCAUUCCUAAAUGGAUCAUUUAGUUCAUUGUCUUUAAAAAGUUUUUCAUUGUAACAAGUUAAAGUGUUGCCAUUUUAAUUUCUUCAUUUGCAUUAUACUGUCAAAGCUACAUAUAUGCCACAGUGUCAACAGUUUAUUACAUAUUGGGAUAAUUUUAGAUGUUUAGCAGUACUUUUUAUGUAGGGUGUCCAUUUAUUUUCCAAUUGGACCAAUUUUAGCCAAUUUUGCUCCUCAGACUUAUUGUUUGUGAUUUUUCCAACAUGAUUGGAUAUAAACUUUUCUUGCUGGCAUUCAAAUAGAUGCUGCCUAAAUAUUAGAUUCACUGCACCUGCUUUCUUCACAGCAUGCUUGGCUUAGCACAGAUAUUUGUUUAUGAAAAUGUUAACCUUGUUGAUGUCAUACAUUUGUUAUACUGGUUUAUUCUUCUAAAUAUGAUAGUAUUUAUUGAUUGUGAAUCAAUCCCAAUGUAUGGUUGGUUGUGAUUUUAUGCAUGCAAGUAACAAAAAAUAUUAAUUAAGCAAUUUUUCAUUUUUUCUGCACCUUUUUUGUGUGCAAUUUAAAGCAUACACUGAAAUAUUUCAAUCCAGCACAAUUUGUUAUAAUGUAGGACCUAAAGAUGCUUAAGGUCAAGUGUAGUUUGAACUGUAACAUGAUUUCAAUGGAGAAGCUGAGUUAUAUUGUAAUUUACAGUUUAAUUAUCAAUGAUUAUGUUUGUUAGAAGAAAAAUUUUUGGUAAAUGGAACCUGCAGUUUGUUUUUGUUUUUGACACAAGUGAAAAUUGUUUCUAAUUAUUGUUGGGUUUUUUAAAACCACAAGAAACCGUUUUAUAUUUUCACCUUGAUUUUUACACAGGAUGGUGUGUUAAAAGAAUGUACAAUUUUAUCCAAUAUAGUGCCAAAACUUAAUUGUGCCAACAUUUAUUGAUAUGCAGGCAAUCUUUAUUGUCUUAACAACAUAAAUUACUAAUUAAAUUAUAAUGUGAUUUCUGAAAUGAGAAAAUACUUUUAAAAUAUCUACAAUUAUAAAAAAAGGUGUUUCUAAAAAUAUGAAUUAUGUGGAAUUAAACAAUUCGAAAUAUCCUAUUUCAUUAUUAAUUUGCCGAAUAACAUACUUUAGAAGUUCAUAAGACAUUACAAUGUAUCACUUUUAAUCAUCAAUAAUUUGUGUUUAUACAUGUUUAAAUAAGGGCUUUGAACCUUAUGCAUUUUGUGUCAAACUACAAAACAUUGCCAUUAAUUAUAUUUAGAUGUGAUCUAAGGCUUUACUCAAAGUAUAUUUUGGUGGGAGAUGUAAUUUUGAUACCAAGAUGCAAAUAUGUGUAAAAUAUCUUUUUGUUUUCAGCCUUGUCUCAUAUCUAUUUUGACCAAAAACCAUUUGUUAAAUGACCAUAAUCGGCCAAUAUGUCAAUUUUUACAUGUUAAUGAUAUCAUAGAAUCAUCGCUAGUGACCUUUAUGCACUAAAAGUAUAGCAACAUGUUCAUUUAUGCAUAAUAUUAACAUAAUAUAGAAAGUCGUGAAUAUUUUUCUUUUUUUUUUUCAAUUUAAGGGGCCAAAUAAUGAAACUAAUCAUACCUUCUUCUUUAAAUCUUCUUCAAAAUUGUUAUUGAGUUAGAUUUCCCUACCCAUGUUAUGGGCACAAGACAGGUAGUCACUUCACCAGUCGGCAUACAAAUUAAACAAUUUAAAAAAGAAUGGUUUGUCAUUGUCUGUAGAAACACAUUUGGUUAAAACUUUUAACUUAUAAUCAACAAAAACUGUUAAAUAACCUUUUUUAGAUCUUGUUAUUACUAUUAAGAAAUGAUCAACAUAUAAACCCCAAAAGAUGUUUUGCUUCAAAAUAUAGUUUACAUAAAUGUUAAUGUUAAAAAAAUUCAGGGUAAAACUUGCUCAUAGAAAUUUUGACAAAAAACUAUGCAUAAAAUACACAGGCAGUUGUCUCAAAAAAAAGAGAUGAAUGCAAAAAAACAUCCCAUUGACAGACUUCUGAGGCCUGCUUCUAAUGAUCCUGACAACAAUGAUAGUCGUGUCAUAUACCAUUGUGUAGAUAAAUCAAUUUAGAUAUACGGCAUAUGAAGUUUAGGUAGGUUUGACAACCGAGAAAUAAAAAAAAUAACGGAAAUUUGGGACUGGGUGUCAUUAUUCAAAAAAAUAGUUAAGUACCUUGUGUUAUAUUAAGGUAUAUAGGGGAAAAAAAUUGAGACAAGUGCCUGUGAUGAAAUAGCCAUAUAGAUCAAAUACAUAAAUUUCGACAUUUUUUUUAGUUAUAUCAGAAAUGACCUUUCUGCAUUAAUGUGUCCAAUUUUAUUUUAAUCUCUCCAGUUUUCUAUAACAUACUUUUGAAAGGCUUGAAUAGAUUAACUUUUUAUUUUGCAAUUAAAGGAGCCAAAUAAUUGCCCUGAUCUUUUUUCCUCCUUUUUCAAACUAGGAUAUUCUCUCAUAUGUACAUAUGUAUACACCAUCAAAGUUACAAAAACAAGGUAAUAAAAUGCUGAUAAGUAGACUAGAAAAGGAUUAACCAAUUUAAAGGUUCCACAAAUGAGAUGAAUAUCUGUUAUUUUUGCAUUUAGAGAUUGUAUCGUUAAGAGGAUCUAUCCACAUAGUGUCAGUUUGUUAUGUUAACUCUUGUUUCAUUUCAGUAGUGGUUAUUGUUAUUUCAUCAUCCAUUUUUUCCAGUAUUAUUUAAUGAGUAGUGUAGUUAUAAAUUCCCAUUGGUGGCCAUUGGCUGUUUUCUGUUUUCUUUGGUACGGUUGAUCUCUCUUUUAAAUCAUUCCCAGUUUUCAUUCUCAAUUUUAUUUCAUGAAGCAGAAGGAAAUAUACAAAUUUGUAUAUGGCAAAACAUAAUUUAAAACUUUUAGAUUCAUGUUGAUAUACAUUUAGGAGAUGUAAACCCUUUGACAUUCACAGUGUAUUUCAUUCUAUAUGGAAACUGCCCAGGGAAAGUCAUUUACAGUCUCAAAAUCACCGAAUUAUAUCUUUUA